Molecule: messenger RNA, 494 nt
Organism: Staurois parvus
Lineage: Eukaryota; Metazoa; Chordata; Amphibia; Anura; Ranidae
Source: the annotation of a GenBank genome assembly
UGGUCAUCUCCUGUACUAUGUCCGCAGUCUCUGGUCAUUCCCUGUACUGUGUCCGCAGUCUCUGGUCAUCUCCUGUACUGUGUCCGCAGUCUCUGGUCAUUCCCUGUACUGUGUCCGCAGUCUCUGGUCAUCUCCUGUACUGUGUCCGCAGUCUCUGGUCAUCCCCUGUACUAUGUCCGCAGUCUCUGGUCAUCUCCUGUACUGUGUCCGCAGUGUCUGGUCAUCUCCUGUACUGUGUCCGCAGUCUCUGGUCAUCUCCUGUACUAUGUCCGCAGUCUCUGGUCAUUCCCUGUACUGUGUCCGCAGUCUCUGGUCAUCUCCUGUACUGUGUCCGCAGUCUCUGGUCAUCCCCUGUACUAUGUCCGCAGUCUCUGGUCAUCUCCUGUACUGUGUCCGCAGUCUCUGGUCAUCUCCUGUACUGUGUCCGCAGUUCUCUGGUCAUCUCCUGUACUGUGUCCGCAGUCUCUGGUCAUCUCCUGUACUGUGUCCGCAGU